AUCAGAUAUGUUCAUGUGUGAUAAUACAAUCAGAUAUGUUCAUGUGUGAUAAUACAAUCAGAUAUGUUCAUGUGUGAUAAUACAAUCAGAUAUGUUCAUGUGUGAUAAUACAAUCAGAUAUGUUCAUGUGUGAUAAUACAAUCAGAUAUGUUCAUGUGUGAUAAUACAAUCAGAUAUGUUCAUGUGUGAUAAUACAAUCAGAUAUGUUCAUGUGUGAUAAUACAAUCAGAUAUGUUCAUGUGUGAUAAUACAAUCAGAUAUCCUCACGUCUGCCGGUAUUAUCAGCUAUGCUUACGUGUGAUGGUAUUCUAAGAUAUGCUCACGUAUAAUGGUAUUGUAAGCCAUUCUUGCUUGUGAUGGUAUUAUCUGAAAUGUUCAUUUGAGAUGGUAUUGUCAGAUAAUCUUACCUGCGCUGGUAUUAUAAAAUCUUCUCACUUUAAUGGUAUCAUCAUGUAUGCUUACGGUAUUGUUAGAUAUGAAUACGUGUGAUGGUUCUAUCAGAUAUGCUUACAUGUAACGGUAUUAUCAGAUAAGCUGACGUAUGAUGGUAUUGUAAGAAAUGCUUGCUUGUGAUGAUAUUAUCUGAUAUGCUCAUUUGAGAUGGUAUUAUCAUGUAUACUUACGUGCGUUAGUAUUAUAAAAUAUGCUCACUGUAAUGGUAUUAUCAUGUAUGCUUACCUGCGUUGGUAUUAUAAAAUAUGCUCACUGUAAUGGUAUCUUCAUGCAUGCUUAUGUGAUGGUAUUGUCAGAUAUAAAUACGUGUGAUGGUUCUAUCAGAUAUGCCUACGUGUGUUGGUAUAAUGAAAUAUGCUCACGUGUGAUAGUAUUGUUAUAAACCUGGUGGUGGCACAGAUGGGGGUAGUGAUGUGAGUGUAGUCAGUCGACGCAAAUCGCCCCAGGCCAGCGCUAGACGAGAGGUCAAUCGUGACGAGUUACGACAGUCAGCCGAGACGAGUGUCAACACGACGGUUCGGGAAGGAUCGACGUCGUGAACAGAGCUCAGGAGCGUCACGAGAGUUGUAGUCAUCUGACCACCUAGAAACGUCGAGCGGCGUUCUGUCCGGUUCGAGAAGGCCAGUAGGGACCCUAUAUAAGAGCGGAGGUGUCGCAGUCAAGAAGGUUGAGAAAAGGGGCUCAAUACAGCACGGUUCACGACAGAAGGUUCACGACAGAAGGUUCACGGCAGGGGUUCAAAACACGAUCAACUACAGCACAGUUCAAUGGAGUGGUUCUGUACGGAGCAUUACGACGGUUCAGUGCGGAGUACUGUCAAGUACAGUUGAGACAACUGUUGAACCCAGUGCAAGCCCGGAACGAGACGGAGAGGCCAGUGCAAGAGUUGAUACGGCGGAACGGUGUUAUCGGAGAGAUAUUUGUACAGUGUACGUGUUGCCAAUUGUACAGUAUUGGCUGUUAUUUAUUCAACUAUUAAAGUGUUACGUUACUUUGGAGCCCUGAGUUGUCAAGUUCUUUAAGUUGGUGGUGUAUGGUGCAGUUUGCAGAGAGCCUGGAUAGUGAGAUUCGAAACAGUACUAUUAAGUAAAAUAGUUCAGAUAUACCCAUGUGUGAUAGUAUUUUUAAUGAUAAUUAAAUAGUAUUACAUUUACCCUUGAUAGAUGAUAUUAUCGAUAUGCCAGUGUGUGAUGUAUCAGAUAUACCACUAUUUGUUGGUAUAAUCAGAUAAGCCCAUGGUUGAUGGUUGAUCAGAUAUGCCCAUGUGCGAUAGCAUUAAUGAUAGUUAAAUAUGUCUGUGUGUAAUUGUGUUAACAUGUGUGACCCAGGAUUGAUGACGUCAUUUAUUAUACUGGUGUGACACAAGCGAGUGCCAAACGGGGCAGACAAAUAUUACAUCGAUCAUUUUGAUAUGUACGUGUCCACUCCAAAACCCAGAAUUUUGACAGUUGAAAACUCAUAGAUCCAAUUUUAAAAUUAUGUUAUAGAAGCACAAGAUCAUAUUUAUAUGUAUAUACGUUACGUCUCUGCAAUUCUCACUUUCACACUAACUAAAGUCACAUGGGACUUAUUGGUGCUAAGUCCAACCCCUUCAAAUUAUAAUAGAGAGGCCUCAAUCAGCACAUAUUAUUUUAAAGACGGGACUUCUUUGGUUUCGGUUUUGAUCAACCAUCAUGUCUCGUCAACGUGUGAACAUGCCCUGCUGCCCACAUGCCCUGCUGCCCACAUGCCCUUCUGCCCACAUGCCCUUCUGCCCACAUGCCCUGCUGCCCACAUGCCCUUCUGCCAACAUGCCCUGCUGCUAACAUGCCAAACCGGUGUUGGAGACCCGUAGGCGGGAGGACAGUGGUAAGACUACUGCUCUCUGGCAAAUUCCUGCAGCCAGCUGUCCCUCAAUUGCGAUGGUUUUCCAUCCCUUUGGACCCGGUCAAUAUGGAAGAGAGAUACAGAAAACAGAAUCAAUUAUUCGUAGUCUUGCGAUGUGAGAUUAGUGACUACAUUGGCAAGGAAUGAACCCAAAAUACUUUGUGAUUAUAUGCUGCAUCAAUAUCCUAUUUUUAAUCUUAUUAACUUUUUACAGCACUGAGUUUCAAUUUGUAGGAAAGUCGAUGAGGUCAGUAUCUGUCCACUGUAACAUCAAUACCAACAUUUCACAGGACAGCCCCUCUGUUGCGAGCGAUAAGAAACUAUCCCAAACUGACACAGACAUAUCAAACAAACUAGUGUUAACUACCACUACAAGCAAAAUGUUCAUGAAGAAUGACCCGGCCAUCAAUGAGGGUCAAAGGGAGGAAACUGAAACUCAUCCCCAGAGAUCCACCUUACCAAAGUGCCCAGCCACACUGGGCAGCGCCUCCAAUUCAAGCAUGUAUCUAACGACAGUGUUUACUGGGCGACUGGGCAAUCACUUGUUCAUCUACGCCAUGCUUUUGGGUGUGGCCAGAUCGCAAGACAGAGUGCCAUUUAUAAGUGACGGUAUUGACAUCGGACAAGAUUUUCAAAUCUCAUUUAUCCAGCCACACAUAAACUCUAAGGGUUGGCGAGUUAUUGAAGAAUUCAGAAGCCACACAAAGUUUGUACCAACAUUCUUUCACCUUCCAGAAGAGAACUUGACGCUGAGUGGUUCUUUCCAGAGCUGGAAAUAUUUUCAGCACAUCCAAGCAGAGAUUCGACGCGAGUUCACCUUCAGCCUCCCGCUACAGGAAAAGGUGCAGACCAUCCUCGCAGCUCAUCGGAAGAAAUUCCUAAACCACGCCGUUGUUGGGAUUCACGCUAGACGAGGGGACUUCCUGGAACCAAAAAAUAUAAAAUUAGGCUAUGAAGUGCCAAAUGGAACCUACUUCGAGAAAGCAAUGUCUACAAUGAAGACGCUCCUGGGAAAGAAAAACGUGACGUUUUUAGUGGCCAGCGACGAUUUGACGUGGUGCCAGGAGAAUUUAAAUGAUAGCAGUGUUAGUAUAUUGCCACAGGGGGAGCCAAGCUUCCAUUUAGCGCUAUUGGCUAGCUGCGAUCACGUGAUAAUCUCAGGGGGAACUUUUGGCUGGUGGGCAGCCUGGUUAGCCAACGGAAUUACCAUCUAUUUUAAAAACUACGUACUACCUAAUACACAAUUAGACAGAGGGUUUGAUAAAGACGAUUACUAUUUGCCAGGAUGGAUCGGACUUGAAAACUAGAUGCCUGCUAAUUACAAUUUCUGAUUUUUUAAACAUCUGGAAAUGGCAAAGUGAGAGGCCAUAUUUAAUAAUUUAAUAUGACUACAUGAAUGUCUUUCUCGGAAUAUUUAAAAUGUCCAAAUUUUAAAUGGUUCUAGAAGUUUUUAUAAUUGUUGAAAAAUGCAAAGGUUGAUAUUGAACGAUUGACGCAUAGACUGCAAAGAGGCCCAGGACAUCCAGUGUGUGGAUUAAUGUCUAGAAGAGAUAUCUAGUGAUCUAACAAAGUAAUCUUUACAAAUACGAUGCCGGUACAUGCAAAAUACCAUUGAAACCAUGGUUUGCUAAUGGAUUACAUCCCUCGUAUCCAGGUAGUGCUAUCAGCUUUAAUUUAAUCUUAUGAAGUGUUAACUUGUUUUGUAUGACAUAAUAUAUAUAUAUAUAUAUAUAUAUAUAUAUAUAUAUAUAUAUACUGUUUAAAUAACUAGUCUAAUUGUCACCUAAUAAUAAGUGCUAAGUUUGUUUUCAUUGUAUAAAUAAUAUAUUUUUACAGUUCGAGAAACAACAGCAAUUUUCAAUUAGAACUAGAAAUAUCCAAAGAAUUCAUACAAUAUAUGUGAAUCUUUUCUGUGGAAUAUAUCUGAUUUUUUCAAUCGAAGAAGGUAAUUUUAAACAGAGUAUAAAUACCAGAGGAGACAAUCAGAGAGAUUGGUUAAAAUAAGUUUCAAGUUUCAUGUUCAGUCUACUUUUGUAAAUCUUUUAUUGAAAUUAAAUUAUAUUGUGUGUUAAUGGUGUGUGUUCAAUCUUCGGAUGAUUUCUACUUGAAGAUUAAAUUGUUAUACUACCUAUCAAAGAUUCUGUUCUUUCUACUCGGAGAGAAGGAUGUUCAGGAUAAUUUAAACGUUGGGCCAGCAAUUUUAUAUCAACAUAUUGACCAUCAAAUUAUAUUGUAACACUACAUUAUUACAUGUAGAACUUUUAAUUGGCAGCUGAAGAUCUCACCAUAACAUCUAAUCUGUUGUAUUCAACUAUACCUGUAACACAAAUUAUGUAUGUUUAUAAUAUUUUUUAGCGGCCGCCGAAAGUGGAAAAGACAUUAUUAGUUUUUGUGCGAAAUGUCUGUCCGUCUGUCCGUCCGUCCCGUUUAGAUCUCGUAAACUAGAAAAGAUAGUGAAAAUCCGACAUCACAAUAUUUUAGACCAUUCAAAGUUCUGAUGCAAGGGCUACUUUUUUCUUUUUCUGAAAGCGAUAAAUCUAAUUUUUAAAAUCAGUUAUGCAAGCAGUUUUUUAAAGAGAAAAAGCUAAUUAGUAUGCAUUAUAAGUUAGACCUAAUUUAAAAUGAAUAGUAAUCUUAUAAACUUCAUUUUUAUGAACUUUUUUUUAUUGCGGAAAUUAUUUUUUUUUUAAUUUUUUUGAGGAUUCGAAUAAGAGAUUGAACCUUUUUUAAAACAAUUGGAUCAAUUAUAAGACAUCAGUUAGGCCUAAGGAGGCGCGUUGGCUUCCGAACUAGGGGUCCGGGUUCAAAUCCUGGUGAAGACUGGGAUUUUCAACUUUCGAAUCUAUGGGCGCCUCUGAGUCUACUCAGCUCUAAUGGGUACCUGACAUUAGUUGGGGAAAAGUAUAGGCGGUUGGUCGUUGUGCUGGCUACAUGACACCCUCGCUAAUCGUAGGCCACAAAAACAGAUGAACUUGACAUAAUCUGUCCUAUAGACCACAAGGUCUAAAAGGGGAACUAGUUAGGCCAGGUUCACAUCUAACUUUACAUUCACUUUCACCUAUCCUUUGAUCUGCUGGACCGUUGGGGCACUACACAAGAUCUAAUAAACUUCUUUCUCCAUUCUUAUCUCUCAUUUGUCUUUGAUAUAAUUUCAUUUGCAUGUUCUUUCUAAAAAUAUUGAAGCCUGCCUGGAUGGACCUUUCGGGGGCCGAUUUUGAGUUUGUGUUUCCACACAAACUGUCUUUUGUAACCUUGUUUUUUUUAUAAAUUUCGAAAUAUAGAUUAGUUGUUUGACUAUUUGUUUUAGUUUAAUAUUUGACUAUUUAUUUGGAUAUUUGUUUUCGCUCAAUGUUUGACUAUUUAUUUGGAUAUCUGUUUUAGUUCAAUAUUUGACUGUAUAUUUAUUUUGGUUCAUUAUUUGACUAAUUGUUUGGGAUAUUUGGCUGUUUGUUUUACUAUCGGCUUGAAUUAGUAAAUGACUAUGUUGCAUUAAAUAUUAUAAGGAUGGAAUGCCAAAUGAGUUUAUUCCUUGCUCUGGUGGGGAAAUAGGAACUAAUCUGUUUCUCAAGAAGACAUUUCAAUGGCGGCUACAACGAACUUGUAUUUGCUUGGAACAACUUUAAACAGAAAGAUUGCUUUCAUUCAGAGCGUAGGAUAAGAGCUUCCAUAAACAAAAGGUUUCAAGGGACAUAAUUACAACUGUAAUUACAAUCAGCAUUUUCAGAAAUGAAAGUUUCACAUCCUAGCAUAGAUUUAAUUGACUUUUAUUUCAUGUACUAUGUAUUUGAACUGCAACAUAAAGUACUAACACUUGACUUACAGGUUCAAAGGUUGGAAUUGUAACUUGAGGGAAAAUAAUUCUGUU
This is a messenger RNA of Biomphalaria glabrata, 6184 nucleotides long. RefSeq names its product galactoside alpha-(1,2)-fucosyltransferase 2-like. The record is from RefSeq and is a predicted model, not a curated record. NCBI's taxonomy places the organism in Eukaryota, Metazoa, Mollusca, Gastropoda, Planorbidae. Gene Ontology annotation, biological process: carbohydrate metabolic process. Gene Ontology annotation, molecular function: galactoside 2-alpha-L-fucosyltransferase activity. Gene Ontology annotation, cellular component: membrane. The coding region runs from base 2463 to 3626 and encodes 387 amino acids. The transcript is spliced from 4 exons.